This is a messenger RNA of Cucurbitaria berberidis CBS 394.84, 534 nucleotides long. RefSeq names its product OsmC-like protein. Gene Ontology annotation, biological process: response to oxidative stress. The record is from RefSeq and is a predicted model, not a curated record. Bases 1 to 534 code for a protein of 177 amino acids. The transcript has 2 exons. Lineage: Eukaryota; Fungi; Ascomycota; Dothideomycetes; Pleosporales; Cucurbitariaceae.
AUGGCCAGCAGAACCUUCGCGCCAAUGCUUCGCCAGGCUCUACGUGUUUCUCAGAGAAAUGCUAUCGCGACUCCACGUCGCUUCAUCAACACCGAGACAGCGCCCAAUCUAUACACAGCGCGCGCACACGUCGUAGGAGCACGAACAGGACACGUCGAUGGCGAAAAUCUCAAGGUGGACCUAACCAUGACCAAAGCACUCGGCGGUCCGGGCGACAAAGGCAAAACAAACCCAGAAGAGUUAUUCGCAGCCGGCUACGGAGCUUGCUUCCAGAGCGCGAUGAACGCCGUCGCACCCUCCCUAGGCGUCAAAAUGCCUACUAAAACAGAAGAUAGCAUCGUCGAGUCGACGGUGGAGUUAGUCGGGAGCAUGAAAGAAUUGGAUAUGGGUCUGCGCGUGCAGUUGCUGGUUAAGGUUCGGGGCAUGGAGAAGGAAGAUUUGGAGAAGGUGGUGCAGAAGGCAAGGGAGGUGUGUCCGUAUUCGAGGGCGACGGAGGGUAAUGUUUAUACCACUGUGAAGUGUGAAACUAUGUAG